ACGCUGGAUGCUUGUCAGGAAGAAAGAGCUGCUGUGUUGAGGCCGAAAACUCAGACACAAGCAGGACUUGGAUACAGGAGUGCCUCCGGGAAGGGAUAUAUGUACUCUACUGGACACUACUAAAUCAUUUUAACUAACUGAUCUCCAGCGCAGCACCGACCGAAUCUCCGUGCACCCGCGUUCGAGGCCGCCCCGGUUCUGUGUGUCGCUGCCUGCUGGUCACAGUAAUCCAGACUCGCUGCUAUUAAUGAGAUUGAGAGGAGACUGAAGCUUGCUGUGUGGCAAAGCACACGCCAAACCUGUCUGAGAUUUAAGUCUUAUCCAGCAGGGAGGAAACCUAAGGGCUCAGCUGUUGCUGCUGGUAGCCAGGGCUAACAGCUGAGGCUGCCACACCGGAUAAACAUCCCGUUCAAGCUCCAACUACAUGGGAACAAGUCAGCGGCGGACCACAGUCUCAUUUUGCGCAAGAACUGUCACUAGUGUCAUUUUGAAGCAGCGCAGUGGGCUUUAUUACUGGGAAUAUAUUUGAUUGAGGCAUCCGAAAAGCAGCAGUUUGAAGCCUCUGCAUCAGUGCCAUGAAUCAGCCUGGACAACAGCUGCUCCCCACAUAGAGGUCACUUUACCUCUCUUUCCAUUUGCUUUGGUCCAGAGGAUGCUGGGAAUGUGUCGCGGGCGCAGGAAGUUCCUGGCGGCUUCUAUUGCCCUGCUCUUCAUCCCAGCACUCACCUGGCUUUACCUGUCAGUCGGGAGCUUUCAAAUGAAGCCCCUCCCCUUGUCUCCAUUGGAAACCCAAUCAUCAACGCCGGUGGGCGGAGCAGGCGAGCGGCAGGCCUUAGAGCUGAGGGUCAGGGCAGUGGAGGAAGAGAACCGGGCACUGCGCCGGGAGCUGAGCCGGCCACCCAGGAGCCCGUCUGCACGCCUUCCAAACGGUGGUCACCGUGGCAACCAAAGCCGAACUCAUUCAGAGGAGGGCACCGGCGACAAUGAGGGCCAGAAAGCUGCUGCAGUGGGAAACAGCUCAGACUGUGUUCAGCAGCCAGUGGUGGAUAAGUGUGAGACGAUCCACGUGGCCAUCGUAUGUGCAGGUUACAACGCCAGUCGAGACGUGGUGACACUGGUUAAAUCCAUCCUUUUCCACAGGCGGAACCCACUCCAUUUCCAUUUCAUCACAGACUCCAUUGCUCAGCAGAUUCUGUCCUCUCUGUUCCAUACCUGGAUGGUCCCUGCCGUCAGGGUCGACUUCUACGAUGCAGAUGAACUGAAGUCUGAGGUGUCAUGGAUCCCCAACAAACAUUACUCUGGAAUCUACGGCCUGAUGAAGCUGGUGCUCACUAAGACGCUGCCAUCCGACUUGCAGAGAGUCAUCGUCCUGGACACAGACAUCACCUUUGCAACUGAUAUUGCUGAACUCUGGGCUGUCUUCCACAAGUUCAAAGGUCAGCAGGUUCUUGGUCUUGUGGAGAACCAGAGUGACUGGUAUCUGGGGAACCUGUGGAAGAACCAUCGACCCUGGCCGGCUCUGGGCAGAGGCUUUAACACUGGCGUGAUUUUGCUUCUCCUGGAUCGUCUGCGGAAGCUGAGAUGGGAGCAGAUGUGGAGGCUGACUGCAGAGAGAGAACUAAUGAGCAUGCUGUCCACCUCGCUGGCAGACCAGGACAUCUUCAAUGCUGUGAUCAAACAGAACCCGUUCCUGGUUCACCAGCUGCCCUGCUUCUGGAACGUCCAGCUGUCCGACCACACCCGCUCUGAGAAGUGCUACAAAGACGUGUCGGACCUCAAGGUAAUCCACUGGAAUUCUCCCAAAAAGUUGCGAGUAAAGAACAAGCAUGUGGAGUUUUUUCGGAAUCUCUAUCUAACCUUUCUGGAGUACGAUGGCAACCUGCUGCGGCGAGAGCUGUUUGGCUGUCCCAGUGAAGCUGACCACAACAGUGAGAACCUUCAGAAGACUCUGUCAGAGCUGGACGAAGAUGAUCCUUGCUACGAGUUUCGUCGAGAACGAUUCACCGUCCACCGAACGCACCUCUACUUCCUCCACUACGAGUAUGAGCCCAGCCCUGACAACACCGACGUCACUCUAGUCGCCCAGCUCUCUAUGGACAGGCUCCAGAUGUUGGAGGCCAUUUGUAAGCACUGGGAAGGCCCCAUCAGCCUGGCCCUCUACCUGUCGGACGCUGAGGCCCAACAGUUCCUGCGCUACGCUCAGGGCUCCGAGGUGCUGAUCAGCCGUGGGAACGUCGGUUACCACAUCGUCUACAAAGAGGGACAGUUCUACCCAGUCAACCUGCUGCGUAAUGUGGCCAUGCGGCAUGUCAACACACCUUACAUGUUCCUAUCAGACAUCGACUUCCUGCCCAUGUAUGGCCUGUAUGAGUACCUCAGGAAGUCAGUGAUGCAGCUGGACAUGGCCAACGCCAAGAAAGCUCUGGUGGUUCCAGCCUUUGAGACAUUGCGAUAUCGUCUGUCUUACCCAAAGUCCAAGGCUGAGCUGCUCUCUCAGCUGGACAUGGGCACACUCUUCACCUUCAGGUAUCAUGUGUGGACUAAAGGCCACGCACCAACUAACUUUGCCAAAUGGCGGACAGCCACCACGCCCUACAGGGUUCAGUGGGAAGCUGACUUUGAGCCCUAUGUCAUGGUGAGGAGGGACAGUCCUGAGUAUGACCGCCGCUUUGUGGGCUUCGGCUGGAACAAGGUGGCUCACAUCAUGGAGCUGGAUGCACAGGAGUAUGAGUUUGUGGUUCUGCCCAAUGCCUACAUGAUCCACAUGCCUCAUGCGCCCAGCUUCGAUAUCACCAAGUUCCGCUCCAACAAGCAGUACCGGGUCUGCCUCAAAACCCUGAAGGAGGAGUUCCAGCAGAACAUGUCGCGGCGCUACGGCUUCGCUGCCCUAAAAUACAUGACAGCUGAGAACAACAGCUAGCCACCACUGCAGACCCUCACAUCCCCGGCUCUGAACUAUCAACACAAUCCAUGGGCUGGGGAAGGGGGGGGGCACAGGAAACAGACCCAUGUGAGGCCAUCAGGUUACUUUGAGACUUGAGUCCCUCAGACUUUGUUAGAACGUUUGACCCUCAGUGUGGGACUGCAUGGGUCUUUAUGUUCAUUCUUUGGCCUCUGCUGUGGAUGGAAGGAAUAAUCCAGGAGGAGAUCCCUUCUGCCAGGAUGAAAAAGCUGUGAAAGACAACAUGAGUGACUGCUAGGCACGGACCCCAACUGUGUGGGCCCUGAGCUCUGGCUCUGAAAUCUGACUGACAGCAGGCAAGAAAAGCAGACAUUCAAUGCCUUGUCCUAUUUGUAAGGCCAGUGACAAAGUUGUGGGCUGUGUGUAACCUUAUGUAUGUAAGCGUGUGAGUGUGUGUACAUGCAGGUAGAUGUGACUGUGUGUGUGUUUCUCCAGGACAGUGCUUAGCAAAAAGCUUAAGGAGAGCUGCAGAUGUGAAGCAUUGUGGGCUUACAUUCUGACUGACAGCACUCCCCGACUCAAAUGCAAAUCGUCACCAGGCGGCAAGAUAAGACAAAGCGGUAAACAUGUCCACACAGAUUUCGAAUAUCUCAUUGUGACGAGUGACACACACUCACAUAUUGAGGCGAGCAGCCAGCCAGCCGGCCAUCUGCUGCUUCUUAAUUUGUUUCCUAGCUGAUGCAUAUCAGAAUAAAUCCUUCUCCUCACAUGACAAGGAAAGUUAAGUGCAAAGAUGGCUUGAGGUCGUCCAUGCGGUUGAUAUUCAGGGUAUCUCCACAUCAGCCUGAGCGUGCUGCUAGAGAAUGUUUCCAGUGUUCUGUUACGACUACAGAAUCUGACAGCAGCUGGUGCAGUGUGCUUUUUUUUGUGUGUAUUUUUAAAUGGAUGCCAGUGCGGUAUGCACAGACACCUGCUGGAAGACCUGUCAGUUUGUGAGGCUGCCCCAUCACAUCGAGCAGCACGAGGAAAUGCACUGAGCUCACGGUUUACUUUUCUUUCCAACAAUCAGUAUUAUUUAUCACUAUGUUUACAGUCCUGAUGGGUGGAGCAAGAAGGGGUAUUGUCUCCGGAUCUGAGGAGGACAGCAAAGAGAGUUUAAAACUCAGAUCACUUGCGGUCAGGAGAGAUGCUCUUUCUGUCUUUCACUCUCACCAUUUCUUUCUCACUCUGGCCUCUAGUUUGACGACAUUAUCGUGGCCUAUUUGUGUUGUCACACAUCAUGCGGCUUGCUGUGGUAAUCCUGAUAUGGGUUUGUUAUGGAUAUGCUGUUCAGCUGUUACAACUCCUGUAGCGUGUGUGUCAGGUACAUCGAGAGAGAGAGAGAAAGAGAGAGAGAAGAGAGAGAGAGAGAGAGAGAGAGAGAGAGAGAGAGAGAGAGAGAGAGAGAGAGAGAGAGAGAGAGGAGCGAGAGAGAUGAGAGAAAGAAAGAUGACAGAAAGAGAACCGAGAGACUCUCUUGAGUACCUGCAUUACGAUGCAUGUUACUAUAUAAUAAGAUCAUUCAAAUUAAAGUUUGGUAAAGUCAUGAAUGGAUUACAUUAGAGAAUGUAAAUGAUGUUAAUAUCACUGUGGUAUUAAAUAUUGUGUAGAAGUUUGAAAGGAUCAAUUAAAUAUUCAGAAAUGAUUGAAAUCUGUCCUGGUUUUUCUGGGUAACAUUCAAAUCAGAGUUGUCCACAGGGUGGUGCAAAUACACCUGAUGAUGUUUGGUGACUGACACCAGAAGAAGAAGAACUUUUGCACAUGAGCAGUUUUGUCGCAACAAAUUUUUUUUACUACUGUCAUUAAACACAAAUUGCAUUUAUGGACUACGAGCAAGACUAAUGUUGUAUAGUCUGUUUGGGCUCUCAUUCACGACGCUUCACCACACAGAUCAUUUAGUAGUUGUUUAGUAGUACUGAUCAGGGAUCACAUAAACACCGCAACAGUUCACUCUCUAAUCUUGUGUGUAGAAGAUUUCUUCCGCUUUCUUUCUUUUGCCUUCAAGUGCCAGGAGGAAAGAUGGAUCAUUUCAGUGUUAUUUCAGCUGCCUCUAUCCCAGGUGACUGUAGAGUCCACUUACACAGAUUGCUAACUAGCGUAGUUACACUGGAAGGAUAACAAAUAAAAAUAAAAAAGGGAGACAGAUAGUAGCGUAUUUACACUUUUUCAAAAUCAGACUAGUAUGCGUCUCAAAAAGUCAGAUUUCUAAUCCCGUUCAGUCCCUCAUCUCCUGCCACUUGACAUGCCCGAGAAAUAUAAUCAAUAAAAGAAAAAAUCACAUGAAUAAUGUGAUUCAAUUGAACAAUCAACUAAGACCUUGCUGUGACUGUUCAGGAUUGUUUUGUCAAAGUACUAUUUCCAAGGUCAAGAAUGAGCUAAUGAUGAAUACCAUGUGAUGUGAUUGAAAGUGGACUUUGAGUUGGAAUUGAUUUUUCAAAUCAAUUGCAUGUGUAGUCUAUUUGUUAUUAAUUUCGGUGUCUGUGAAAUGAAGUAAGUGAGUGGAAAACAACUCACUAAUUUGAAAGUGUAGGAGACAUUUCCUUAUUUUUAAGAUUGUACCAUCGUGAAACUAGAGGCCUCUCUCUCUCUCUCUCUCUCGGUCAUCUCUCUCAUCUCUCGCUCUCUCUCUCUCUCUCUCUCGGUCAUCUCUCUCAUCUCUCGCUCUCUCUCUCUCUCUCUCUCGGUCAUCUCUCUCAUCUCU
Molecule: messenger RNA, 5642 nt
Organism: Cottoperca gobio
Lineage: Eukaryota; Metazoa; Chordata; Actinopteri; Perciformes; Bovichtidae
Gene: large1
Product: LARGE xylosyl- and glucuronyltransferase 1
Exons: 15
Coding region: 653-2920 (755 amino acids)
Biological process (GO): protein O-linked glycosylation via mannose
Cellular component (GO): Golgi apparatus
Molecular function (GO): xylosyltransferase activity; glucuronosyltransferase activity
Source: RefSeq, a predicted model, not a curated record